AUGACACUGUGCUUUGGUGACGCGGUUCCAAGGUUGCAUCGCCAUGACGAGUUCAUGUCCAUCACCCAGGAGGUCAGGUUCAAGGUGGUCGAGGAGCUGGACCUCGGCCUCCCUCCAUCGCUGCCCACUUGGGCGUGGCUCAAGAUGGCGCGCCUUCCGCCGCCCCUCCUGCCGUCAAGACUCCAGUCCGCCGCCUCCGUCUACACCCACGUCACCGGAGUGCCGGCCGCCUCCGCCUCUCUUCCCGGAGUGCCGCCCGUCGCGCCCGUAUUUUCCGCACCAAAGGUAGUGUACGUGUACACUGUCGGCAUCAGCAGGCUCCCGGCCGGUGUAAGAUCAACUGUCUCUGCGCGGUGUCCAGUGGGGCUGGGGUGUACAGUUUUCUGUAAUAAAAUAGCGAGGCGACAUUGUAAUUAUCUAAUUGGUGCUGUUACCAAUAACUAAAGAAAAGUAGCUCGAGUGGUUAGCAGAACUCCUACGUUAGUGGAACCGCAUGAGUUUGAAACCUAUAGAGAGCUUUUAUUUUUCUGGUUUUUCUGCACUAUGAUUUCGCUGUUGUACCAGCAAUAGGUAUUUUGGAUGUGUGAUGGUGAUAUCAGAAACUAAGUUCUGUGAUGAGACUUGGCAUCACACACACAUAUUUUUAGAUGUGGCAUUUUUUC
Molecule: messenger RNA, 662 nt
Organism: Hordeum vulgare subsp. vulgare (domesticated barley)
Lineage: Eukaryota; Viridiplantae; Streptophyta; Magnoliopsida; Poales; Poaceae
Exons: 3
Coding region: 1-444 (147 amino acids)
Source: RefSeq, a predicted model, not a curated record